AUGUAUGCCUUCGAAGCUGGCAGGACCGCUGGUGCCUUUGGAAAAGCGGAAGAAACUGCUGCGUCCGGCGCCAAAGCAGCCAGCGCUGCAAAAGAUCUUCAGGAGUUGAACAAAGCCGGUUCUAGCAGUUUCAAGGCCGGAGCCGGAGCUGGUGCUGGUGCUGGUGGCGAUACCCGCUCAUUUUCGUUCCCAGGAGAGUCGAAUUCAAAGUUGACCCUACCGCCGACUAAGGAUCACCCACUCCCGUCCACAGAUGCCUCUUUCAACCCCAGUACUGCCAAAACCGACUCUUCCUCAGAGGCCUUCGAUCCUUCAAAACAGAAGUCUCUGGAAAAUCCUAAACAAGAAUCUGCUGAGCCUCCCAAGAAAACACCUCCAAAAACGCCAGAAAUAACUCCUGCCCCCCACGAUCAACCCAAACCUACCACUGAGCCUCCUAAGAAAACACCACAAGAAACGCCAGAAAUAACUCCUGCCCCCCACGAUCAAUCCAAGGAAAUUUCUCCAUCUUUUGGACCCCCCAAGAAAACACCUUCGGAUACUACACCCUUCCAGCCACCUUCCACUCCCCCCGGCAGCACUGUGCCCAAGUUUGUACCUAAAGCCAACCCCCCCAAGCAAAAUCUAUUCUCCCCAAGGAUCAAAUUGAAGGGACCCACUCUAAAACAGAAGAUAGAGUGGUUUCAAGCCUGGAAUAGAGCUCGAAAAGCAGUGAAUACCUUGGCGAACAAUGUGCAAGGGUCCCUCAAGAAUUUGUUCAAAGUUUGGCGGCAGCGUUGGGGAAGACAAUUUGACCUGAUGCUUGCAAGAUUGAAAACAAAGUAUGGGGACGCUGUGACACGGUUCAAAACGCCCCGAGCUCCUGCGCGUUCGACAUCAGAACUGAGUUCGUCCCCAAGUGACCUGUCAGAGCUGUCGGAGCUACGUUCGCCUACCCAUGAGGCGCCAGAGCUCCCUAUAGGCCCAGAUGCUCAAGUGCGACCGCGUCCUGUGUUUCAUCCAAAGGACGAACGAUUUCCACUCUAUACUACAGCUGGGCGUCGUCCCCCUACCAAUGAGGAGCUAGCAGCGUUCAAUACAGAAAAAGACAAAAUCAUCAAAGCCUUUAAGGAUGGUGACUACGGUUAUCAAUUGGGGAAUGGCGAUUUGUAUACUGUUGAGAAUCUUGCCAAACUGCUUGACGAGAGAAUGCCACCGAAGAUGGUUAUGACCUCCGCCUCCAAAGAGCCAGUUGUCGCGAAACAACCAUACAAGAAGUAUCUUAAAAUGUUAUCGGAGUAUUCGGACCACAAGGACAAGAUAGCCCGAAUUGAUUCAGCUUUGGAAGCGGUUCAAGGAAUUUCUCGAGGUGUACCCAGGCCAAUUCCAGCCCCGACGGUUUCGGAGACGAAGCUCGGCGUAAUCAGUUUGAUCGGACAGUUGGAUGAAGCCAAGCUUGCAAAGUUUGAGCCAGAAUCCGAAGCGGCGGUAAAAAGUCUUGGACGCACCAAUUGGAAGAUGCCAAAACCACUCGAGUCUUACUUCCCAGACUUGUUGAAAGAGAAGUAUCAAGCCAUCGAUAUCACCAAGUUUUCCGAUGCCCGAGAAAUCCAGCUGGCCCCCAAAAACCCCGGAGAACUUGCCAAUCCGACAUUCUCGACAGCCGAGGAAGUGAUCCAUGCAUUACCUGCAGACUUCGACGCCACCACAGAGCUCUACCGCUACACACUGAUUAAAGGAUUCGAAAAAGUCUUGGAUGAUGUACGACCAAGCGUCAAGUUGAUCCUGGACCGUACAACCACGAAACCAAUGCAGGCUGUUUUCAAAAAACCCUCACUCCUCAAGCCACAGAUAGAAGCCUACAUAAACAAGCUGGGAGAAACCGACUUUCAAAGAUUACAUGGCAUUCGUCCGUCACAAAUGUUUGAAAAACUGAGCCAACCCGCAACACCUGCAGAUAAAAUAAAGUAUGCACUCACAAGCAGGAAGCAAUUCCUGGCAGAGGAUGAUUUUGGAGCCCUCGAACUAGUCGGUUACCACCCUCAACUCUUCCGGGAUAAACUUGAUAAAAUGAUAAUUCAGACGAAGUCAAUCAAUGACCCGAAGACGGCCGAGUAUCUAAAAACACUGCAGUCACUGCGCGACGAAGCUUUCACCAAUGAUCCAGCAAAUCACGCAUACGUCGAGAAGUUAUUCGAAGACAAAUUCAUUGAUGCGACCACUCGAGCCAAACUGAAUCAACCAGGGAUAUCCCAACAGCAAUUCUUGGAAGCUCUGGGGACACAAGAAGGCUUCAGUGAACGUUUGAUGACCCCAUUCAAACAGGACUUGCUCGCCACCACUACCACACCGCACCCCUUUCCCGUGAAGGUAGACGGGGUAGAAGCUCACGACGAAGCCAAAUACAUUAUGACCCAAACGUAUCUCGAGGAUCUCGAUAAGAGGGCUAAGUCCUUCUAUCUCACAAAGGAUGCAUUCGAAGCACCCAAUUCGAUGAAAUUCGAUCAAGCCAUCGAGGUCUAUGACCCCAAGGCCGUACGGAAAUACGUUAAAAAACCUGAUCCCGACUUACUCGCGAAAGCUUAUGUCGAGUUUCAUCUUCCUCGCAAACCAGCCUUCAAACCGGACGUCCCAAAACCGAAACCAGCACCAGCACCAGCACCAGCACCAGUUGACAAAGUUGCCUACAAAUCGCGGCUUGAUAAAUUCUUCAGUGAAAUCAAUAGACCCGCAUCUCCAGCCAAUGAUAUCCGCAUCCCAGGACUUGGCGUCGGCAAUGAGAAAUUUCGAAACCUUGACACCGUCGAUAGGCGAUUGGCUGAAUUCAUCCGGGAACCUUUAACGAGAUACGAUUACCGCCUGAUCGGGACCCCAUGGGAAAAAAUGCCAUUUGCAGAUCGAGUCAAGCUCAACGACGCAGCAAAAUUCAUUUUCAGAGAUCUUGACAAGCUGAUUGAGGAAGCAGCAAGCACUCCAGAACGUUUAGCACGCCUCACUCGUCUUGAAAACCAACUCAAUGACAGCAUUCCUGGAAUGCUCGAAAUAAUGCAGCGAAUCAGACAACACGCAAACCGCGGUAAUGGGUGGUUUGACGCAACCAAGACAGAAGCCCCGAUAGACACAAUCAAUCAGGCGUACCGGGCUCGAAUGGCAAAGCUGAAAGCGCUCGAGGAGCAGAAGACUCAGAACCUAGUGGCUGGUGGUAGUGCUCCAACCGAACAAGCUAAUGUCUUACCAUCUGUUCAGAACAACCCUGCCAAAUAA
This is a messenger RNA of Puccinia graminis f. sp. tritici CRL 75-36-700-3, 3243 nucleotides long. RefSeq lists its product as uncharacterized. The transcript is spliced from 11 exons. The record is from RefSeq and is a predicted model, not a curated record. Bases 1 to 3243 code for a protein of 1080 amino acids. NCBI's taxonomy places the organism in Eukaryota, Fungi, Basidiomycota, Pucciniomycetes, Pucciniales, Pucciniaceae.